This is a messenger RNA of Schizosaccharomyces cryophilus OY26, 1011 nucleotides long. Its product is annotated as rho guanine nucleotide exchange factor. The transcript has 2 exons. Gene Ontology annotation, molecular function: guanyl-nucleotide exchange factor activity. The record is from RefSeq and is a predicted model, not a curated record. The coding region runs from base 1 to 1011 and encodes 336 amino acids. NCBI's taxonomy places the organism in Eukaryota, Fungi, Ascomycota, Schizosaccharomycetes, Schizosaccharomycetales, Schizosaccharomycetaceae.
AUGGCAUUUUUGGAAGGAAUCCACCUUUUUCGCUCGUUGACACGAGGAAAAUCCUUCCAAAAAGAAAUAAAAAAUAAUAAUAUACAGAAAGAUACUGGUUCUCAUGCUUUUAUUGAAGCGAACAGUGUAAAAACACCUUACACAGAAUAUGCGAGUAUUUUAAAAGAAUUGACUAGCACAGAGUUAAAAUAUGUAUUAGAACUAAAGAAGAUAUUAAACGAAAUCAUACUUCCAAUUGAGAGCCAAAGCUUGAGCCAAGAAGCAAUAGGAAUCUGCACAUGUGUAAAAACGUUGACUCGGUUUCAUGGUAUUUUACAUGGCGAAAUGCUAAUUACUAGAUCACCAGUCUUGCUUCUUCUAAAAUAUUUACCAGUGUUUCGUGAUGUGUAUCAGAUGUACACGAUCAACUUGGCUGGAAUAUAUGAAGUAGAGAAAGCUGCUUCUCCAUAUACCAUUUGCGGAAAUCGGUUGCUUAUUCCACUGCAACAUUUGUUGCGAUACCCCAUGCAUCUAGCUCGAAUUUGUAAAUUACUUCAAAAGCACCCUUGGUUGGAAAAAAAUUUGUAUAUGUUCGUGCAAGCAUUAGAAGGGUUUAAACAGUUAUGCACAUUUAUAGACGAAGAAAAAGGCCGUGAUGAAGGUAACCAUCUUCUAAAGGAUCUUUGCAGAAACCAAGGCAUCGCACUUGAUAUUCCUCGUCAUAUUCGAUUUAAAGGACUGAUAGUCGUCGCUAAACCUAAAGUUUAUGACUUUAAUGCAUGCGUCUUUUGCGAUGAUGGAUUAAUUGUUUGGACAAAGCUCUUAGACACGAAAGAGAUGACGCCCAUCUCUAUUGAGCAGUGUUUAUACGUGUCACAAAUAUCCUUGUCUGUAGUAGUGGUUACCCUUACAUUGAAGGGCCAGCUGUUAAAACGACAUUUAGCCUUGCAUACCUUGGGCGCAUCUGUUUUUCUGAAAUGGUAUCAACAGAGAAGUAAACUUGAUAGCCCAAAAUCAAAUAACUUCUUCUAA